UUCUAGGUGUUUAUGCUGGUUUGUGGUGCAUCCUGGGGGACCACAGAGGAUACAUAGGUUAGCAGUAUACACGGUUAGCAGCAUUUCACAGGGCUGGGGGGGCGGGGGAAGGGUGAUGGGAAAGACUAAAGUCUGGUGGUGGUGAGGAUGUGAGAGAGAGACUGACAAUAUUGGCUUCACAGUUAGGCACUCAAGCUCUGGACUCAGACCUGGGUUCGAAUCCCAGCUCCGGUUCUUAAGAACGCUGAGUGACUUGAAGGACGUUAUUUCACUGAGCCUCUUGCCUCUCACGGAAGAUGGGGAUUCUCAGUGGUCUGCAUCUCACUGGCUGUAGCCCAGUAGGCCAGCUCCCACCGCCAGAGCACUGCCCAUCCCAGAAGCCCCUCUGCUACCUAGCGGGAGGCCUGCUGAGGUUGACAUCCCUACCUCCGGUCAUCACUCAUGGACAAUUGGUUUUGUUUCGCUUCCUUCCCCAAGUAUGAGCGGGGCUCAGUCACCAACUACAUCACUCGGAACAAGGCCCGGAAGAAGCUGCAGCUGAGCCUGGCUGACUUCAGACGCCUGUGCAUCCUGAAGGGUAUUUAUCCCCACGAGCCCAAGCACAAGAAGAAGGUGAACAAGGGCUCCACGGCGGCCCGCACCUUUUACCUCCUCAAGGACAUCCGGUUCCUGCUCCACGAGCCCAUUGUCAACAAGUUCCGGGAAUACAAGGUGUUUGUCCGCAAGCUGCGGAAGGCCUAUGGGAAGAGCGAGUGGAACACCGUGGAGCGUCUGAAGGACAACAAGCCCAGCUACAAACUUGACCACAUCGUCAAGGAGCGGUAUCCCACGUUCAUCGACGCCCUGCGGGACUUGGACGAUGCCCUGUCCAUGUGUUUCCUCUUCUCCACCUUCCCACGGACUGGCAAGUGCCAUGUACAGACCAUUCAGCUCUGCCGCCGGCUCACGGUGGAGUUCAUGCACUAUGUCAUCGCCGCCCGUGCCCUGCGCAAGGUCUUCCUCUCCAUCAAAGGUAUUUACUACCAGGCUGAGGUGCUCGGCCAGCCCAUCGUGUGGAUCACACCCUACACCUUCUCUCAUGAUCACCCAACAGAUGUGGACUACAGGGUCAUGGCCACCUUCACCGAGUUCUACACCACCCUGCUGGGCUUCGUCAACUUCCGCCUCUACCAGUCACUCAACCUCCACUACCCACCCAAGCUCGAAGGUCAGACCCACGUAGAAAGGAAGGGCAGUGAUGACACCUAUGCCCUGGACUCGGAGAGCUCAAUGGAGAAACUGGCAGCCCUUGGUGCCAGCCUGGCCCGCGUGGUGAUGCCCACCAUGGAGGAGGAGGCCGAGGUGGAUGAGUUUCCAGCUGAUGGGGAGAUGGCAGCCCAGGAGGAGGACCGCAGGAAGGAAAUGGAGGCACAGGAGAAGCACAAGAAGCUCUUUGAGGGCCUCAAGUUCUUCCUGAACCGCGAGGUGCCCCGUGAGGCCUUGGCAUUCACAAUCAGGAGUUUUGGGGGGGACGUGUCCUGGGACAAGUCUUUGUGCAUCGGAGCCACCUAUGACGUCACAGACUCACACAUCACCCACCAGAUCGUCGACCGGCCUGGGCAGCAGACGACCGUUGUUGGCAGGUACUACGUGCAGCCCCAGUGGGUGUUUGACUGCGUGAACGCCCGCCUCCUGCUCCCUGUGGCGGACUACUUCCCCGGGGUGCAGCUGCCCCCGCAUCUUUCACCCUUCGUGACCGAGAAGGAAGGGGACUAUGUCCCACCCGAGAAGCUGAAGCUGCUGGCUCUGCAGCGGGGAGAGGACCCAGGAAACAUGAAUGAGUCUGAGGAAGAGGAGGAUGAGGAAGAGGAGGAGGAGCAGGAGGAAGAAGAAGACCAUGAAGGAGAAGAAGGGAGAGAAAAUGAAGAAAAGAUGGACAAUGUGGAGGCUGGUUUGGAAAAAGAGAAAGAGGCCCGGCUGGCAGACAUGGAGGAGCAGAAGAUGGAGGGGAAGAAACCCCGGGUGGUGGCGGGCACCCUGAAGCUGGAGGACAAGCAGCGGUUAGCCCAGGAGGAAGAGAAUGAGGCCAAACGCCUGGCCAUCAUGACGAUGAGGAAGCGGGAAAAGUACCUCUACAACAAGAUCAUGUUCGGCAAGAGACGCAAGAUCCGCGAGGCCAACAAACUGGCACAGAAGCGGAAAGCCCAUGACGAGGCGCUGCGAUCUGAAAAGAAGGCCAAGAAGGCGAGACCAGUGUGAGCACCCAUGGCCGCUUGCCAGGUGGCGGCAGAACACGGACACAAGCCCAGCAACAGAACAGAGGCGCUGCCAUCCUUCCCUGGUGCCUUAGCCCUCCCCAGCACACUCGCGCUGGCUGGCUGGGCCCAUCGGAGGGAGUCGUGCCUGUGACUGGGCAGAAAAGAGCUCCUGUGGCCCCAGGCAUCGGGACAAGGGCCCAGCUGGCCCUUCCCCACUCCCCUCGGUCACGUAGCUUCCUUCCCCUCUUACCUGUGUGGACCCAGGAUUAUCAGGGUGUCACGAUGGGCUGGGGGGCAGGGGAGCAUUUGCUAUUAAACGGCUGACUUGCAGCCAAUUGCAUUAUGUGCUCAUGUGCCUUGCUGGAAGGAUGGGAGAGGGACCCAUUUGUGCCCAGUGCCGCAGGCCAGGCAGCCCUGGCUGUUCACUGAGGUGAACCCAGGUGAACCCUGCUGAGCUGCUUUGAUGUCCAAGGGCCCUGCUGGGUGUCAAGAGCCAGAA
Messenger RNA from Ochotona curzoniae (black-lipped pika), 2736 nucleotides. It is a transcript of the gene PES1, whose product is annotated as pescadillo ribosomal biogenesis factor 1. Gene Ontology annotation, biological process: maturation of LSU-rRNA from tricistronic rRNA transcript (SSU-rRNA, 5.8S rRNA, LSU-rRNA); ribosome biogenesis. Gene Ontology annotation, cellular component: nucleolus; PeBoW complex. The record is from RefSeq and is a predicted model, not a curated record. The transcript is spliced from 14 exons. NCBI's taxonomy places the organism in Eukaryota, Metazoa, Chordata, Mammalia, Lagomorpha, Ochotonidae. Gene Ontology annotation, molecular function: RNA binding. The coding region runs from base 442 to 2238 and encodes 598 amino acids.